Molecule: messenger RNA, 1281 nt
Organism: Nicotiana attenuata
Lineage: Eukaryota; Viridiplantae; Streptophyta; Magnoliopsida; Solanales; Solanaceae
Exons: 2
Coding region: 138-977 (279 amino acids)
Source: RefSeq, a predicted model, not a curated record
UUCAUCUAAAAAUAACCCGUUCUUUUAUAUUUGAAAAUAAUAUGAUUUUAAAUUAUCAGUUAAUCCUUAAACCUUGUGCUCACUGUCACUCUCAUUUUAAACCUAGAUUGGGAAAAGCUGAAAGGAGAAGGAAAUAGAUGGGUCUGCUGUCUCACAGAGUAGAAAGGAGUGAGAUAGCAGCAGGUGAUCAUAUCUACACUUGGAGAACUGUCUUCACAUACUCUCAUCACGGAAUCUAUGUUGGUGGAAGCAAAGUUGUCCAUUUUACGCGUGAGCAAAAUAUUGUUUCAGGAGACACAAUUCUCUUCUCUGUUCCCCCAAAACUCUCGUCAGUUUCGAGUACAAAUGUGUCUUCGACCUGUACAAAUAUUCUUGACUGCGGAUUUCAGCACAAGGAAAGUGGGGUGGUUCUAUCUUGCUUGGAUUGUUUCCUGGGUGAUGGACUAUUGUACCGCUUUGACUAUGGAGCCAGCCCUUCAGUUUUUCUUACUAAACUCCGAGGUGGCACAUGCACAACUGCACAAUCUGAUCCUCCAGAGGCAGUGAUCCAUAGAGCCAUGUACUUGCUUCAAAAUGGUUUCGGAAACUAUGAUGUCUUCAAGAAUAACUGUGAAGAUUUUGCCUUGUACUGUAAAACUGGUCUUCUUGUUCUUGACCAAGGAGCUCUUGGAAGGAGCGGUCAAGCUGCCUCUGUUAUAAAUGCUCCUUUGGCAGCUAUUGCUUCUUCGCCCCUUAAGUUAUUCAUGUCAAGUCCGGCUGGCUUAGUCUUAGCAACUGCUGGUAUGUAUUGUUUGACGAGGUAUGUAAGUGACAUUGGUGUGAGGAGUGAUGUUACUAAGGUGAAAGUAGAGGAACUGACUUCGUUCCAUAAUUGCAAAAGCUUGAAGAAACCCAUCAAUGAGGACCAUUGUGAUACAAGAGAGGUGACUCUUAAUCAAACAGAUACACCAGCUAAAAAGCGGCGAAGAUGUGAUUGAAACAAAAUUAGCAGUGUGCCGGACUACUCAUUUUCCAUGUUUUGAGUCAGGGGUCAAGGCUCCAACAGGACCUGAAGCCCGAAUAAAUCUUCCAAUGAGGAAUUUGAAGGGCUUGGUUUUUUACUUUUUUGUCUUCACUUUGUUCUCCCUAGCAAGCUGAAAACCUUUUUUGCAGAAUAUGGAUUGGGGGUCUGUAGAAGGUUUGGAUUAGUCUUUGUAAAUAGCUGGACUAGUCUUUUAUUUUUCUCCAGCAAAAUGGUAUGUGCUGUUUAGUCGGUGAUAUCUUCAAUGAUUUUUGUUCUUA